Messenger RNA from Hemicordylus capensis (graceful crag lizard), 619 nucleotides. It is a transcript of the gene DUSP28, whose product is annotated as dual specificity phosphatase 28. The coding region runs from base 129 to 602 and encodes 157 amino acids. Gene Ontology annotation, cellular component: cytoplasm. The transcript has 2 exons. The record is from RefSeq and is a predicted model, not a curated record. Lineage: Eukaryota; Metazoa; Chordata; Lepidosauria; Squamata; Cordylidae. Gene Ontology annotation, biological process: protein dephosphorylation. Gene Ontology annotation, molecular function: MAP kinase tyrosine/serine/threonine phosphatase activity.
CAGACAACACUGCAAGCUGUGCUUUCAGGAGCUGAGUCUUAAAUGCCACUCUGCUUCCUGUCGCUUUGUUCAUUGCUCCUCGGAGAAAGCUUCAGCAGCUCCUCUUGUCGUAGCACUGCCGCUGGCAAAUGUUGACCCUGUGUAAGGUCGCCGAUUCUUUGCUUAUUAGCAACUCUAGAUCAGCCUGCAAUGAGAAUCUCCUUGCCCAAGAGGGAGUGACCUUCUGUAUCAAUGUCUCCAGACAGCAGCCAUUCCCAAACUCUCAGCAAAUCCAAACGCUGCGGGUCCCAGUCUUCGAUGAUCCUUCAGAGGACCUCUAUAAAUAUUUUGAGAGCUGCAGCGAUGCCAUAGAAGGCACAGUCCGGAAUGGUGGGAAGUGCUUAGUGUACUGUAAAAAUGGACGCAGCAGAUCUGCAGCAAUCUGCACGGCUUACUUGAUGAAGCAUCAACAUCUCAGCCUAAAGGAUGCCUUUGAGAUUGUGAAAAUUGCCAGGCCAGUAGCAGAACCCAAUGCAGGAUUUUGGUCUCAGUUACAGAAAUACGAAGAACAUUUACAAAUGCAGCAUCCACUGGUUCCUUCUCAAAAAACAACUUCACAAUAAAUAUACUUUUGUAUCAA